AGAGCCUCCCGCACCAUGCCGGGGCUCCGCACCGUGCCCGGCCCGCCCGCCUUCCUCCACCUCCUCCUCCUCCUCCUCCUCCUUCCCGCUGCCAUCCCCGCCGAUCAGCUGAGGCCCGGGAGCCGUCGGGCCGCGGUGGCAGCGGCGAGGGUGGCCCUGCAGUACCGCAACUUCCAGAAGGGCUCGCCCGGGCGGCUCUGGGCGCUGGGGCAGCUCCGCAAGGCCACCGUGAAGAACAUCCCAGACCUGGGGCACAAGUAUUACCUGCAGUUCAGCACAGAAGAUUACAGGACUGGGGAAAACGCUGGGAACUGCCUGGCCACCGUGUUGUAUCCAAGGAAAAAGACUCCUCCUGUUGUCAGCAUCAAGUGCUCCAACACCAAAGACCAGAAGGAAAUCCAGGAAGAGGACAACAGAUUCUACCAAAGAAUUAGGCAGCAAACCAAACCAAUAACUGGGAGCAAUAUUCCAGACAGCUAUGGCAACAUUGAGCCUGCCCUGGAGCCAGCCUGGGCUCUGGCUGUCGCUGGCAGCAGCUCCAUCAUGUGGGAGAAAUCCACAGAGGACCUGGGAUACUUCCUGGCACAAGUGAAGUCGGUGAAGCAAUGGAUGAGGAAAGAUGAUUUCAUUGAGUUUGAUUACACCGUCCUGCUCCAUGAAAUGCCAACACAGGAGAUGAUCUCCUGCCACAUGCGCCUCACGUGGCUCCCGGGGCACCCUCUGAGAGAGAAACACUUCUGUGCCUCCCAGAACCACGGGCUGGAGGAGGGAUCCGGGCUGGGCUCGGGAUCAGCUGCUGGGCUUUCAGAGGAAAGGGGGACCAGCUCCUGAGGGAGAUCCACACCAUUCCUGCAUCCAGGGAGCACAUCCCUGUGCUGCCAGAGCUGGAGCUGGGACCGCUCUCCCACCCCGGGCAGUGAUUGGGAUGCUUUCACUACUCUGUUCUGUGCCAAAAUUAACUCCUGUCCCUUCUCAAACUGCAAGACUCGAGUUCUAGAGAGUUCUACCUGAAGCCUUUGCUACUCCACACCUACACAGCUGAACACACCCAGGUUGAUUCCUUGUCACUGAUUACCUGUAACGUAGAGUUUGUAAACAAAGUUAAUAUAUUGGGGGGAAAAAAAAUCGCCAGGAAAGCCUUCAUCUGCCACGAAGAAAUCUUUGCCUACUGAUUUUUUUGGGGGUCAUUUUUCGGGAUGGAAUCGUGCUGGUUUUCAACUCAACCUCUCCAAUAAACCAAAUGCCAUCACUCAGGGG
Molecule: messenger RNA, 1257 nt
Organism: Empidonax traillii (willow flycatcher)
Lineage: Eukaryota; Metazoa; Chordata; Aves; Passeriformes; Tyrannidae
Product: ovocalyxin-32-like
Exons: 6
Coding region: 16-831 (271 amino acids)
Molecular function (GO): metalloendopeptidase inhibitor activity
Source: RefSeq, a predicted model, not a curated record